Linum tenue is the source of this 1918-nucleotide messenger RNA. The record is from the annotation of a GenBank genome assembly. Lineage: Eukaryota; Viridiplantae; Streptophyta; Magnoliopsida; Malpighiales; Linaceae.
CGACACGACAUCUCUUUCAGGCAUUUCUUCGAACAGUUUCCUUGCCUUCGUCAUUUCCCCCCGCUUAGCGUGCCCACUAACCAUCGAGUUCCAGGACACCACGUUUCUCUGAACCAUUUUAUCAAACACUUCUCGAGCUUCAUCAAUCAGCCCGCUUCUCGUCAAACUUCUUAUCUUUAAAUUCAGCUCGUACACAUUUCUUCCGCUGGAAAUACUCUGCGUCCUAGCAGUGGAGGCAAAACCUCGCGGCGAUAAAUCCUCCAACGGCCUCGAAGCUCGAAGCUUUCUUCCCCUCGACAGUAAAACAACACCAUUUAAGCUUAUCCAUCGUUGAGUAAAGCUCCAUACUUCCCGUCCUCUCAUUGUUCUUCUUCUAUACACAGAGCUGGCAAAAACUGAGCGACGCGUGAAAAAGGAGACGCAGCUAAGCCAUUAUGUUAAUGCAUGUGUCGUUUCCGCCACAAUCGCACACCUUGCACGUGCUACCACACCAUCGUCGCCGGAGCAACGACCGUCGUAUUGAAAUUACAGCUCUGAGCAAGCAAGGACAGCGCUUCUUCUCUUCUCUUGCAGCCACCGCCGUCACCGGAGGAGACGAAAACCGUGUGAUAAAGAAAUUCGUCGCGGCGUCACCGAAAUCCAUUGCAUUGGAAGCGCUUUCGACUCUGCUUUCUCCCGAGUCUUCUCAUCUCCGAAUCUCGGGUCUCGCUCUGCCUCUUUACUUGAAGAUCACUGAAGCUUCAUGGUUCGAGUGGAACCCGAAGCUGGUUGCAAAUCUGGCAGCUUCGCUGGAUAAACAAGAGCAAUGCGAUGAAUCAGAGUCAUUAAUCUCCGACUCCAUUGCCAAAUUACAGAGCCGGGAAAGGGAGCUUGCUCUGUUUUACUGCGAGCUGGUCACUUCGCACUCCAAACACGGAUCGAAUCGAGGAUUUGAUUGCUCUCUAGCUCGUUUGGAUCAGCUCCUCCGCAGUUCAAGCUCCGUUUAUGUGAAGAAGCAGGGCUACAAAGCAAUGGCGAGCGGGUUAGCCGAAAUGGGCAGAGUAAAAGAAGCAGAAGAAUUGAUCGAGGAGAUGCGAGGGAAAGGAAUCAGGGCGUCACAGUUUGAGUUCAGAUGCGUACUUUAUGGGUAUGGAAGAUCCGGAAUGUUUGCAGACAUGCAGAGGAUAGUUGGGAAGAUGGAAACGGAAGGAAUCGAAGUCGACACAGUCUCUUCAAACAUGAUCCUUUCGUCCUUUGGAGCUCGCAGUGCGCUCCCUGAAAUGGCUACAUGGCUGCAAAAGAUGAGAACUUUACGAAUUCCAUGUUCAAUAAGGACUUACAAUUCAGUACUGAACUCCUGCCCGACAAUCACGUCGAUGAUGCAGAGCUCGGCCAGCUCUAAUGGCUUCCCAAUUUCCAUCCAAGAGUUGGUGAAUAAUGUGACAGAAGCAGAGGCAGUUUUGGUUGGACAACUGGUGGAAUCAGAGGUGCUGAACGAGACAAUGAACUGGAAUGCUUCAGAAGCUAAACUAGAUUUGCACGGAAUGCACUCAAGCUCGGCUUAUGUUAUAAUACUGCAGUGGAUGGAUGAGUUGAGAGAGAGAUUGAGCCGCGGCGAUGGAGUGAUUCCAGCAGAGGUGGUGGUGGUAUGUGGGUCGGGGAAGCAUAGCAGCGUUAGAGGGCAGUCACCAGUUAAACGACUGGUGAAAGAGAUUGUAGUUCGGACUGGAAGUCCGUUGAGAAUAGACAGGAAGAACACAGGUUGCUUUAUUGCUAAAGGGAAAGUAGUCAAGGAAUGGUUAUGUUAAUGCUAAUGAGAAAGGGAAAACAUCUAAUAGAACACAAGGAAUGAAAGCAUCUCCAUGAUUCAUGGCCAGGAUGUUCUGGGAGCUUUUUAGUUGGAGCCUUCUGGAGGAAUUCAAUAGCAAAUCAAUUGGAA